Dissoconium aciculare CBS 342.82 is the source of this 242-nucleotide messenger RNA. RefSeq lists its product as uncharacterized. NCBI's taxonomy places the organism in Eukaryota, Fungi, Ascomycota, Dothideomycetes, Mycosphaerellales, Dissoconiaceae. The coding region runs from base 43 to 234 and encodes 63 amino acids. The transcript has a single exon. The record is from RefSeq and is a predicted model, not a curated record.
AACAGAGCACCUGGACAUCACUCAAGCAUACUGUGCAUAAUAAUGCAUAGGGAGAUCAUACAGUGGUAUGCCAUGCAUAUCAGAUCUUUCUUCUCGUACACCACCCCUCCUGCCACUUCGGUAUCACCGCAUGCAACCGAGCAGACACCACGCCAAACUUUAAACCGCGGUGGUCACAUUCGAUCUUUGCCAAGUGCUGAUGGGCUCCCACCGCCGCCGAAGGUUUCUGGGUGAUGACUCUC